AUGUGUGUAGAGGCGAAGCCGCCACCGGGUAAGGAGGCGGUGUGGGCGAACAGCACCGCGCUGCGCGUGUCGCUGCUGGCGUGGGGCGGCCGCUGCGCCGUGCGCGCCUGGAGCGUGCAGCUGCGGCCCGCGCGCGCCGCCGCCGCCUGGGCCGCCGUGCCCGCCGACUCCGAGAUUGCGGAGGCCGGCGGACUGCGGCCGGGCGCGUGGUACGAGCUGCGCGUCACGGCGCAUGCGCCCGCCGGCGACACCGUCGCGCUAUACCGCGCCGCCACUCACACGCUGCACGGCGAGCGACUGGGGGAACCGGUGGAGUUACAUACAGAAGAACGCCGCGCGGAAUCAGAGGAGGCGGGAAGCGGUAGGGCGGGCGCGGAUGUGAGCGGUGCGGGGGGUGCGGGCGGCGGGAUGCCAUGGCGCGCUGCGCUCGCGCCGGCCCUGCUCGCCGCCGGGCUCGCCGUGCUGCUCGCCGCGCUCGCCGGCGCCGCGGUGUUGCGCCGCCAGCAAGCGUGGUGCUGGCGACGCACCUGCUCGCUGCACCGGCCGCGACACCCGCACCCGCAGCUGUACACCACCGAGCCCGGAAAGAGAAACGGCAAGACGCUCACGCCACCCGACGGGGAACUGCACGAGAUCAGCCCGUACGCGACCUUCAGCAUGUCGGGCGGUUGCGGGUGGGGAGGCGGCGGUGGCGGCGGGGGGUGCGCGCUGCAUCUGCGAACGUUCGGCCGCGCGGAGCAGCUGGACCUGGCCGCGCCGCCGCCGCGACCCAACCUGUUGUCACACUCCGCCGAGUACGGGCGAUGUCGGGACAGUGACUCCGAGUCGAGCGGCUCGCCGUGCGCCGCGUGCGCCGCCGAGCUGUACCGCCUGCCCGCCGCGCAUCGCGCCGACACGCUGCCAGCGGUGGAGUCCAGCGCCGAUGACACGUCGUACAGCGGCGGCGGGGGCGGGGGCGGCGGCGGGGUGGCCCGGCGAACGGCGCGCGCUCCUCGGCGUCGCGGCGAGCACACCUCUGCGCCCACCGUCAGGUACCGACCCGCUGCACGCACGACGCCCAACCUCCAUUAA
Messenger RNA from Manduca sexta (tobacco hornworm), 1071 nucleotides. RefSeq lists its product as uncharacterized. The coding region runs from base 1 to 1071 and encodes 356 amino acids. The transcript is spliced from 8 exons. The record is from RefSeq and is a predicted model, not a curated record. NCBI's taxonomy places the organism in Eukaryota, Metazoa, Arthropoda, Insecta, Lepidoptera, Sphingidae. Gene Ontology annotation, molecular function: protein binding.